CCCCCCCCCCCCAACAACCCAUCAUGGCUCACCAACAACCCUCAUCUAGCUGUCCGCGGGGAGAUCACGACCUCACCUGUCCGACCUCCAGGAGACGGAGGAAAGUGUCUGUGUCGUGGUUCUCCACGAGUCUCCCUGUCUUCUGUUCCCUCCUGUGGGCGCUAGCAGUGGUGAUCCCUGCAGUGGCGGCGUCGAGCGCGUGCAGCUACAACUCUGCUCACACUCUGGCCAACUGCAGCGCGCGACGGCUCAGCUUCGUGCCCUGGGGCCUCCACAAGAACAUCCUGACCCUUGACCUCAGCACCAACUUUCUGCCCGUGCUGGCCAACCAAAGCUUCAUCUCCUACCCGUUCAUCGGCCAGCUCAUGCUGCGCAACAACUCCAUCCAGCAGAUCGAGGACCGCGCCUUCCAGCGUCUCUCCAACCUGCGCGUGUUGGAUCUCAGCAACAACCUGUUGGCCGGCGUGCCCGCCACGCCACUGCGGACUGUGUCCACGUCACUGGUACAGCUGGUGCUGUCGGGCAACAAGAUCUACACCGUGCCCAGCGGCGCCUUCUCGCAGCUGGUCAACCUCAAACACCUGGACCUCAGCGGCAACUCCAUCUUCAACAUCGACCACGGCGCCUUCGCCAACCUGCGCGCCAUGGAGGUCUUCAAGAUCCACCGCAACGCGCUCAAGUCGCUGCCGCACGACGCGUUCGACGCCUUCCCGGCGGAGCGUGUCUCUCAGGUGCAGCUCUACGACAACCGCUGGUUCUGCGACUGCCGCAUGCGCUGGCUCCGGCGGUGGAUCAACGCCACGGACGCCGGAGUCUGGGACACGUCGGGCUACCCUGUCCGCUGUGACGGGCCCGCCAUCGUGCGGGAGAAGCUCUUCGCCACGCUCCCGAUGGACGAGCUCGCCUGCGAGGUGCAGAUGAAGACGAGCAGCUCGACGCGCGAGCUUGCGGAGGGCGCUAACGUGACGCUGGUGUGCAAGUACUCGUCAGUGCCCGAGGCGGAGGCACGGUGGUUGCUCAACGCGGAGAUCAUAGACCCGGCCAGCCAGCCGCUCAAGUACAGCAUCGACUCGCAGGCCGUCGAGGGAUACAGCGGCGAGAAGACGCAGAUCUCAGAGCUCAAGAUCAGGAACUUCCGCUACGAGGAUAUCGCAAGAUACGAGUGCUUUGUCCAAAAUAUCCGCGGCGUGGGCAGCACGCAGUACCGGCUGACGCUAGAGGGCGUGGACUUUGGCGUGGUCACCCCCGCCCCUUCCAACGGUGAGCAUCACGACAAGGCCGGCGUGGACACUCGCAGCGUGGUCAUUGCCGUGGCCGUGGUGUCCGGCAUCGUCCUGCUCAUCGUCAUCGGCGUGCUCAUCUUCUGUAGCGUCAACCGCAUGCAGAGGAAGAAGCAGAAGAAGCAGGACGCCAUUGUGGAGAAUGUCAAACAGCACUUCAUCAACAACAGCGAGGUUGUGAGCAACAAAGACCUGGACGCCUCCAAACUGGGCAGCGGCAAGAUGGAGGACCAGGUGGACGGCGGCCACGAGGAAGACCACUGCUCCGCCUCCGACCACACCAACGACAGCAACCUCACGGCGCUCAAACGUCCUCUGGACCUGGACGAGUCGGAGCCGCUGUACAUCUUCGAGCAGCCCGGCUCCCCCUUCAACAACGGAAACACCUACGUCUCCUUUGGCAGCGAGAUCACGGACCCCGGCGACGAGUACACCCCCCCGCCGCCCCUCCCCGUCGCCAACCACGCCCCGCCCCACCACGGCUACCCGCCCCGCCAGCCCAGCUCCCGCUACGAGAGCUCGCACGCCGGCUCGGCCACGCCGCUCCUAGACCGCUACACGCCGUCCGUCUUUGACUCGGACGAACCCGUGGAGGACUACGCUCAGUACCCCGUCUACGACUCGCUCACCAACUCCCUGCAGCAUCCCCACCACCACAGCAGCAACAACUACAGCCACAAUCCCAACCACCAGCAUCACAACAACAUCUACAGCCAGGCGGGCGACGGCAACAGCGCAUUCCACAGUCUGGCCACCAGCGCGCCUCCCCUGCGGAACGAGAGCGUGAGCAGUUACAGCAGCGGGGAGCGGGGCGGGGGCCGCGGGGAGCCGGCCAAGAGGCUGAGCAGCUUCCACUACCCGCCAAGCGUCAACGGCUCCAUGCCGCGCACGCCGGGCAGCACGCGCUCCACGCUGGCGUUGGCGCCACGCUACGCGAUGUCGGAGAACCCUUACUCCAUCGAGGGCAGCCCGCGCGCGGGAACGGCGGACAUCUACGGCUACCACCGGCCCGUGCCCAACACGAUAGACUACCGCGACUACCGCGACAUGCGCUAUCCCGGCGCCACGCCACCGCCGCCGCCCCACCGCAUCACGCCGGGGAAGAAGAGCAUGUCCGUGGGUAACCUGGGCUACUCGCCGCUCGCCACCGGCCCCGCCCCGCCACAGCCCACCAACACGGGUCCCCGCAAGCCACCCCGGCUGUUCCAGUCCCGUGAGUACAUGGAGCUGACCCCACAGGACAGCGGCGCGGGCGGAGACUACAUCACGUCUCCCGAGGCGCACCAGUACAGCCAGAGCUACGGCAUCACGCCCGGCACCCCUGUCUGACACGCCUGGCGGGAUUAACACGCUCUAUCUACACCCAGCGCCGCCUACGCCCCGCCAUCAUCGCCCACGCUCACACACACACACACAAACGCUCACACACACAGAGACGCACACACACACACACACACACACACACACACACACACACACACACACACACACGACACACACACACACGCGUGACUCCAUCUGCACAGAGCAAUGACGACGCCAGGGUCGAAAAUGUCCAUGGAAGACAUCAUCAGGGUUGGCGAGAAGAAUCAGUCAAAAAAAACUUGCCAAUAUAAAUUCAGAACCCUGUUCCUAUCACGAAUGAAUUAUCAGUACACGUUUAAAAGGUGUGGAGAUUGGCACCGAUGUAUCUCUUCGCCUGCUACGGAAAGGAUUACUUACCCUAACCCUCAAAUUAUGGUGUGUGUGCGUGCGGUUGAAGACGUGGGCUUUUCUUAGAGGCGAAGAACGGCCGGCAUCUGGAAAUGCCAGGAUUUAUUCACAGGGUCCAAACACGGUGGUGCAUUUCUCGCCGUGUGUUACUACCCACCGACAAGGGGGUACUUAGUAACGUGAACACUACACGAAGGAGUUCCUAAAUGUUACACUUCGAAAAUAAGGAACUUUCCUGUCCCAAAACCACUCGGAUGGGUUCGUUAUCCCAGGAUUACUCGAAUGGGGUCCUAAUGGAACGUGGGAAUAAGGAACCUUCCUUUCCCAAAAUCAGUCAGAUGGGUUCUUUUUCCCAGGAUCACUCAAAUGAGUUUCUAUAUGGAACGUGGAAAUAAGGAACCUCACUUUCUCAACGUCACAUAAAGGAGCUUCUAAAUAACAUGAGGAAAUGAAUACAUUUUCUCCCCGCCCCCCACCCCCAAAACUCCCCAACACUUCGGUCCACUGAGAAUGUGGCCAACAAUUGACAGUUGGAUACUCUGGGCCCACUCUCGGAUACCUUGUCAGCGGAAAUGUGCAAGCCAUAGGAGGAGUAG
Molecule: messenger RNA, 3589 nt
Organism: Aplysia californica (California sea hare)
Lineage: Eukaryota; Metazoa; Mollusca; Gastropoda; Aplysiida; Aplysiidae
Exons: 3
Coding region: 24-2609 (861 amino acids)
Cellular component (GO): plasma membrane
Molecular function (GO): protein binding
Source: RefSeq, a predicted model, not a curated record